AUGUUGGGAUGGAGUAGGAACUGGUGGAGUCAAGCAGAAAUAGCAGUCAUCCGUAUGUUAAAAAAUAUUGUGGAAGCCAAGAGUAUUUUCCAACAAGUUGCCUGUGCCUUGGCCGUGGCUGAGGAGGCCAUAGAAUUUGAACAUAGAGAUCUGCACUGGGGUAACAUCUUGAUAGCUCCCACGAUACAGACAACGAUAGAUUACGUCCUGAGGGAUGACAGAUUUACCAUGACGACUUCUGGUAUAUUAGUUACCAUCAUUGAUUUUACACUUUCUUAUCUGAGAAAAGAUGGAUGCACAAUAUUCACCAACUUAGCUGAUGAUGAUUCUUUGUUUACGGGAGAAGGAGAUUAUCAGUUUGAUAUAUACAGGUUAAUGAAAGAAAACAAUGGAAACAAAUGGGACACAUUUAGUCCAUACAGUAAUGUCCUGUGGUUACAUUAUCUUUUGGAAAAACUUCUUAAGGAGAAGACGUAUCGCAACGUGAAAUCCCAUAAAUCUGUACGGAUUCAAUUGCAAAAAUGGCAGAAGAGCAUUUUUAAAUAUAGGUCGGCCACAGACUUUGUCACAAAUUCAGACUUUUUGAAGGCUAUAGAAAAAUAA
Messenger RNA from Centruroides sculpturatus (bark scorpion), 603 nucleotides. Its product is annotated as serine/threonine-protein kinase haspin-like. Lineage: Eukaryota; Metazoa; Arthropoda; Arachnida; Scorpiones; Buthidae. Gene Ontology annotation, cellular component: nucleus; cytoplasm. Gene Ontology annotation, biological process: intracellular signal transduction; mitotic cell cycle. Gene Ontology annotation, molecular function: histone H3T3 kinase activity. The transcript has 5 exons. The record is from RefSeq and is a predicted model, not a curated record. The coding region runs from base 1 to 603 and encodes 200 amino acids.